Messenger RNA from Bombina bombina (fire-bellied toad), 2089 nucleotides. RefSeq names its product colony stimulating factor 3 (gene CSF3). NCBI's taxonomy places the organism in Eukaryota, Metazoa, Chordata, Amphibia, Anura, Bombinatoridae. The record is from RefSeq and is a predicted model, not a curated record. The transcript is spliced from 4 exons. Gene Ontology annotation, cellular component: extracellular region. Bases 210 to 731 code for a protein of 173 amino acids. Gene Ontology annotation, biological process: immune response; positive regulation of cell population proliferation; positive regulation of myeloid cell differentiation. Gene Ontology annotation, molecular function: growth factor activity; cytokine activity.
UAAGAAAGAAUUUGAAGAAAGUAGGGAAAUAGAUAGGCUGGGAACAUAGAAAUACAGGAUACAGAAUGCACAGACAGAAAUGACUGAAACAAUCUAGAGAUUUAAAAAGAAUGCCAUAUGUGGUUUAUCUAUGCAUGAAUGUUAAUCAUACCCUCAGCAGCUGACUUGGUUUCCUCUUUUUAGAAGUUUGCAUCCUCCUGUGCCUCAGUAUGGGUGUUCUCUCAUCCCCACUCCCUGGACGUUUAUCAGCAGAUGUUGAUUUUUUGGAUAAUAGUCUGGAAUUCAGUCGGAAAAUUACUGUAAAAGCAGAGGAACUGCGGGACAUGAUGUGCGAGCAUCAUGAACUGUGCAAUGAAGAGGAGCUGGGACUUAUCAGGAAGCAGCUGGGACUAUUUGUCAGUCAUCUAGACAAAUGUGAAGUUGUCAGCUUUAACUUGGAAGGCUGCUUCUCUCAGAUUGUCAGUGGUCUUCGGGAUUUCCAUAGUUUAGUGCGGAGUCUCCCAGUUCACCUCCCCCAAGACCUUCUUACCAGGCUGGGCAUAGACAUCAGAGACCUGCUGAGCAACUUCAGGGAAGAGAUGGAUACACAGGGUAUAAUGGAUGUGAACUUCCCUUCCCACGGAGUGCCUUCUUAUCCUUCCACCUUCCAUGAACAAGCUGGAACAUUACUGAUCUUGUCAAAUCUGCAAAAGUUUAUGCUGAGUGUCCAGAAAGCACUAGGAGCUCAGUAGUGGGAGUAACAAAUAUAAACCAGGGGGUAGAACUUCUGUUUAAUAUUUAAACAAUCUACACCUGUCUCCUAAUCAGCUGUAUCUGCAGUUCUGUAUCAUCAACUGAAACUCUUGCAAAAUAGUAAGCUAAAAAAAAAAGUAGUGAAUAUUUCACAAAUUCUAGUAAACGUAGGGGAUAUUGUGUUAGAAAAAAAAAUCUCUAAAUUUAUAUAUAUAUAUGUUUGGUGACUGCUCAAUGCUUCAGACUUUUCAAGUGCGCAAAGCAUCUGAGUUUAUUUACAUCAAAAAUGUUAAAUUAUUUUGUAUAUUUAUUUGAUAUAUUUAUUUUUAUGUGACUAUUUAUAAAAAAAAUGUUUGCAAUGUUUACAUAAAUAAUUGGUUAAUAUUUAUUUAUAAUUGCUCGUGCUUUAUGCAAUAUCUGCACCAUUUUGCAUCAAGACACAGGCAACCAUGUUAAGUUGAAAUACAUCUGUACAUGACAGUUAUUUAUAUUUAUGUAUUUAUUGUUUUAUAUAUUAUCUUAAAGUUUGGUUAAUUGUUAUGUUUUUGAAUUGUGUAUGUACCAAUUUGCAUAAAGACACAGGCAACCAUAUUAAGUUGAAAUAAAUCUGUACCUAAGUUAUUUAUAUUUAUGUAUUUAUUGUUUUAUAUAUUAUCUUGAGGUUUGGUUAAUUGUUAUAACAUUUUUGAAUUGUGUAUUGGUUUAGGUUAUUAGAGAUUAAAGGCUGUUUCUGACAAGAUGUCAUGACAGUUUAUACAUUAAAGGGACAUGAAACUUAAACAAUUUUUUUCAUGAUUUAGGUAGAACAUACAAUUUUAAACAAUUUUCCAGUUAACUUCUAUUAUCAACUGUGCUUCAUUCUCUUGGUAUUAUUUGUUGAAGGAGCAGACAUGCAUUACUGGUUUCUAACUUAACACAUGGAUGAGCCAAUGACAAUCAGUAUAUAUAUGCAGCCACAAAUCAGCAGCUAGAACCUAGGUUCUUUGCUGCUCCUGCGCUUAGCUAGAUAAACUUUUCAGCAAAGGAUAACAAGAGAUAGAAGCAAAUUAAAUAAUAGAAGUAAAUUGGAAAGUUGUUUAAAAUUGUAGGCUAUGUCUAAAUCAUGAAUGUCUAAUUAUGAAUUUACUGUCCCUUUAAGAGUUCAAAUAUUUUCAGAACAGGCAUGGUACUAUGCUUAGCAAUGAUAAAAUAUGGUUUUAGGAAAAUAGGAAAUAUGUAUUUACUAAGUUUCUACAUUACCUCAUGUGCAGAAUGGGAUAAUUUUUGUAAACAUAUUGUGUUGUUUGAAUCUAAAUCAAUUCCUUUUUUUGCAUCUUGUCUGUAUUGCUGCGACAAUAUUAAUAAAAAAUUGAAAAUA